AUGAAUAAUAUUUAUAGUACACAUUGUGAAUUCCAUAAUGGAAGAUUGGAAAUGAUUUGCUACUGUUGCAAUGAAUUACUUUGUUCUCAAUGUUCACCAAGUCACAAUAGACAUCAAUUCGACCAUAUUAACAAUAUUAAAAAGUCGAUUAAACCAUUUGGGUUGACUGACCUUUCAUGUUGUAGUGUUGGUAGUAGUUGCAGUGGUAGUAGUAUGUCACUUAACAACAACAAUAGUGAUGGUCAUUCAAAUCACUCCUCUGACAACAAUAACAACCCGGUUAACAUGAGAAUCGAUCAAAUAUGGAGUACCAUUAAUGAAUUAAAAGAUUCAUACAAAUCGUUGGAAGCGACCGAAGAUUCUAUUGGCAAGUCGUUUGCUGAGCUCCAUGAUAUCCUCAAGCAUAGAGAACACCAACUGAAACAAUCGGUAAUCUCUGAGAAACACAAGGUGUCCGAUAGCAUUGAUAAGCUAGUCAAUGAAUUGAAACAGAUCAAUGUCAUUGUCAAUAAUAUACAUGGUAGAGAGUUUGUUGAUGCCACAUCAUCUUCCCACCAGAACCACCACCACCAUCACCAUCUCAAACGACUAUCAGUAUCCUCUGCCACCUCUUGUUUUGAACAAUUCGAUUUGGACGAAGAGGAAGAAGUAGAAGAACUCGAAGCAAAGAGUCACCAUCGCCAUUUCAUUGGAAACAUCAUUGAAUCAAUCAAUGAAUCAAAGAAUAUCGAUGAUUUCGUCAAUAGUAAUACACAUUCUUUGUUCUCCAAUGUAUGCUGUUUGCCAUCCAACACCCACGAACAAAACCUCCAAACUCUACAGUCAAUCCAAAAGUAUUUCCAUGAUUACAGCAACAAUAACCAAGGAAAUGUUACCUACGAGUCAUAUCUUUGUAAGAAACACUUUGGUGUCGCUAUUGUCAACAGAGAUUUCAUCGAAGAUUUCAAAUUGAAUCUUGGCAAAUCCAUCUACCUUGAACCAAAGACCAUUGAACACAAUAUUGUUUUAAAGAGGAAUGAACCACCAAAUCCAACCUCUUUCAAAGCUAUUUCUCAACAACAACAACAACAGCAACAACAACCAUCUCAAUCCAGUCAACCUGUAGUCGAGUCAAAUCAGCCUGUUCAACAAUCAUUGAUAUUGGCUUCCGAUGGUCAAAAGGUUGUAUCUCUCAUCGAUGUCUCGAACCGAGACAAUAUCAUCAUUGAGAAGAUGAACUUCCAAUACAAUUCACUUUCUAUUCCACAUUCGAUGGUUGCUGUUGGCGAGUAUGUCUAUAUGUUUGGUUGUUUCAUCGAGAAUGAGUUUAUCAACAAAUACUAUCGAUUCUCUUUGAAAUCGAAAUCAAUAGAUUUCCAAGAUAAUCUUUGUUUGAAAAACAAAGCCAAUUUACUAUCGGUGUGUUACGACGGACUCGACCAUCUCUACUUAGUCAACAAUCCACUGGAGAUUAUUAAAUUCAAUAUAAAGACACAGCGAUUCUCUCAUUUGUUCGAUCAUGAUACUCAGACAUUUUACGGUGCCAUUGCAUGCUUCUACUACAAUUAUCAUUUGUACAUUUUGGCAAAUAACAAAAAGAUUAUUUACAAGAUCAGUCCAAUCAGUAGACAACUGUGCGAACACAUCAAGUUGGACAAUUCUUCAAAGAUUGGAUCGUGCUGUGCCGACGAUAAUGGAAAUAUCUACGUUACUUAUAUUGGAACCUCUAUCAUCAGAUUCGUAAGAAUUAACUUGGAUUCAAAAGAAAUAACUAGAUGCACCACUAUCAAAUUUGUUUUCAAGAACUAUCUUAAGAUGCUAUUCAAUAGAGUAAGCGAUAAUGAAAGUUAUAUCUAUUUAAUUGGUGGUAAAGAAUAUGGAAAUCAUUUAUAUUCAAUCGAGAAUGAUUCAUGGUGUAAAUUGGAUUGGAACGAUGAGAAUGAUCGUUGUUAUUAUGGAUCUACUAUUAUUAAUUCAUUUAAAUAA
This is a messenger RNA of Heterostelium album PN500, 1965 nucleotides long. RefSeq lists its product as uncharacterized. The transcript has a single exon. The record is from RefSeq and is a predicted model, not a curated record. Bases 1 to 1965 code for a protein of 654 amino acids. Lineage: Eukaryota; Evosea; Eumycetozoa; Acytosteliales; Acytosteliaceae. Gene Ontology annotation, molecular function: zinc ion binding.